Molecule: messenger RNA, 1151 nt
Organism: Zeugodacus cucurbitae (melon fly)
Lineage: Eukaryota; Metazoa; Arthropoda; Insecta; Diptera; Tephritidae
Product: ryncolin-4-like
Exons: 3
Coding region: 429-947 (172 amino acids)
Source: RefSeq, a predicted model, not a curated record
UGCAUGAAUAUUGCACAUAUAUAUUUAAAAUAUAUGUAUAUUCAUUAUGUAGAUUAUUUAACAUUAAUCUAGUCUUAAGAAAGUAUCAGUUUUAAUUCGGCAUCCAAACAGUGCGCGCAAUUCACGCAAAAAUGUUUCGCUUUCUUUUCAUUAUUUUGCUGCAUUAUAUUCUCAUUUUUCGAAUUAAAUUUGUGCUUUGUGAGAAUAAUGAAACAUGUAAAGUGUAUGAUUGCAUUUGUGAUCUAGAAAUAGACAUAGUUAAAACAGUAAUGGAAGACUUGUAAGAUGUUAAGAAGACAACCGAUAACAUCGAAAAACAGUUAACUGCAAAACGCGCAUCAAAAUCGUCUAGUUGUCUGGAAGCAGCAGCUAACAGCUGGAAGAGUGGGGUUUAUGAAAUUCAGAUCGAAAAGAUUAAUAUCACUAACAUGAAGGUGUUUUGUGAAGAAGACGUGGAUUUUGGUGGAUGGAUAGUUAUUCAACGGCGUCAGAAUGGCAUAGUGGAUUUUAAUAGAGAUUGGCAUGACUAUAAGGAGGGAUUUGGUGACUUAACGGGAAACUAUUGGAUCGGUUUGGAAAAACUACACGCGCUCACUAGCAGCUGUGAACAGGAGUUGUAUAUUCAAUUGAAAAGGCUUAAUGGCACAGAAUAUUAUGCAAAAUAUUCUGCAUUUGUAAUCGCUAAUGAAACCGAAGGCUAUGCUUUGAAGAAAUUGGGGGUGGAAAGGCGGUUGGUGGUUCCACGAUUGUUAUCACAGGUAAAAACAUUUUGCUUAUCAGAGUGUGUGAUGAUAUAUCGUUUAUUUUACAGUUUUCUAAAUGGUGUAUAUGGGCAUAGUGUGAAUUGGAAUACAAUACAAAAAGAAGAAACUUUAUCGUUUGCGCAAAUGAUGAUACGACCAAAUACACAAUGCAUUAGGCGAUUGAUGUUGAGUAAUUUAAAUUGAUGGAACUAAAGAAAUAUUCCGUUUUAACUACAUAUUUGUACUCCAAAACUGAUGCUUGCAUAUUAAACAUUGUUAUUGUUAUAAACAGAAACAUGAAAAUUGAUAAAUCAAAUAUACUCAAAUGCAUUAGCAAAGUCUAUAAAAUGUUCUUCUUCUAUUGAAAUUGCAACAUGUUGCAGAGAGUUUUAUUCGCUUACAGGUUGU